Messenger RNA from Colletotrichum orchidophilum, 4545 nucleotides. RefSeq lists its product as uncharacterized. Gene Ontology annotation, cellular component: TRAPPII protein complex. Gene Ontology annotation, biological process: early endosome to Golgi transport; intra-Golgi vesicle-mediated transport. The transcript has 2 exons. The coding region runs from base 1 to 4545 and encodes 1514 amino acids. The record is from RefSeq and is a predicted model, not a curated record. Lineage: Eukaryota; Fungi; Ascomycota; Sordariomycetes; Glomerellales; Glomerellaceae.
AUGCUAUUUGCAGUCGAGUACUUCGAUCCCCAUGACGUCUACAAGCUCGUCACCCCGGGCCUCAUUCCACGACUUCCUCUUCGAAAUCUCCACUGGCAGUCGCAUGCUGGACCUUUGCGCUCGAUCGAUACCCUUCAUGUCGAGCUCACACCCGCCGGCGGAGAGCCGUCUGCCCCAAUCUCACCAACUGUUUCCCCCCCGCUCCGCCGAUCAGUCAGCGCCGGCGCCAAAGACGAUGGCUUUCAGACGCAAUCAAUUGGAGGCAAGAGCACAUCGUCAGAUAUUUCCGAUACGCCAACUGUAGCUGCGCGGCAGCCCGGCAAGGAACGACGCCACCAAAUACCGGGCCUGAGGCGGACACCCUACCUCAAAGUCCUACUCGUUCGAUGCGACGACAGCGAUACGUACAAGUCCCAAACAAGGGCGGAAAUCAGAGAAUGGAUCAAGAAGAACACGCCGCCCUCGCAAUCUACGCGCAAGUUAAACACACAAGAGAACCAUGAUGCCUUUGAGUUCCUCAUUAUCCACGUCGUGAUACCCAAUACUUUUGCUGCAAAUCAGCCCAGGGUCAGCGGAAAAGGUCUCGAUGCCGCAGAGAAAGCAAGGUCAUCUAGAUGGGGCUCCGGAUCUUCGACACUACUGGAGAAGCUUCGGUCGGACUUCAACAGUUCAAGCAAGGGCGCGAUGGAUCGCGUGGCCCAGAUUCGUAUCGGCAUCAACGACGUUCCAUACGACGUGCUGCCUCGAGUUGUUCCUGCAACCCCAACCGGCUAUACCGAGUCGCGCCAGGAUGCCGAAAACGCAUGGGAUUACCUCAUUGGAAAAUUCAAGGAAUUGAUUUUGUCAUCCUUUGACAUGAGGGUAUCCCAGUACGAGGAAGACAUCAAGGAGAAGGACGCUCAGCGGGUUCUACCGGGAUGGAAUUUCUGUACCUUCUUCAUACUCAAAGAGGGUUUAGCGCGUGGCUUCGAGAGCGUCGGUCUUGUGGAGGAUGCUUUAGUCGGCUACGAUGAGCUCAGCGUUGGCCUUGACACCGUCAUUCAAGAACAGGCUACAUCCGGAGAUCCCCGGACGCACGGUGGCUCUUUGUUGAGCCACACAGAGGACCUCGUGAAGCGAGCUGAGGCUGCCGUUGCAGAGCUGGGUGCUGAGGACGAAUCUCUGGUAGACGAUCAGCUUGUUGAUCUCCAGGCCACGGGUGCCCCCAAGACGGACAAGUUCGACGACAUUCCCAUUAGCGCCACCAAAAAGCCAUACCGCGAAAUGAUAGUCGCCAACAACGUGUCGGUCUUUGACUUCCGCUGCUACAUCUUUGCGAGACAAAUAUCGCUGUUGCUUCGCCUCGGCAAUGCUUGGUCGACCAGGGAAGACCUCCUAGCAAAGCUUAGGGAGCAACAGGAGUCUGUUCUUCACGGUGUUGCACCGCGAGCGCCGCCUCCAAAGCAGACAGAAGAGGCCGAAAACCUGUCCAUGUUGGCCGAGAUCUGCCGCAGAACGCUCGAGUUUGUACCGGCUGUUUCGCAAGUCAUGAGAGCCGACGUCUUGGCGGCGGUGAAGAACAAGCUUACCGAGGAAGAUUCCCCAAUUCUCAACCCUGUCCUGGCAGAGGCUAUAGAUAAUCUUGUUGCAUCCUUCGCGUUUUCCGUUGCGCAGCAGAUUCUUGCUCAAACAUCGAGCAAAGCGCUGCCCAUACCACCAUCCACCCUGGCUCCCUCUGACGGUCAUGAGCCAAAGUCAUCAAUCCCGGAGCUGAAGACUAUGUUACACCCUGCUCGAAACUCGUCUCUGCGCGUGGGAACAAACUCCAACACGAGUAUGAGACCGCCGCUCAGUCCUGGGAUAUUUCCUGGAGCAACAGGUUCCAACCCUAAUGACACAGUGACACCCAACGCCCAAUUUCUCAAAGCUGGUUUAGAAGAAUUGGCUGCGCGUCGUGCAGAGCUGUAUGCUUUGUCUAGGAAUGUCCUCCAAGGCAGCGGCAAGAAACGGGGCUGGGAUAUUGGAUGGACUUCGGCGCCCGUACUGGGGGAAAUGGAUGGCAACGACUUUGAAGACAUCGAUCUCGACGGCGAUGACAAAAAGUCGCAGACAGACAACCCAGAACCGUUUUGCAUAGGUCUGGCUGGUAUUGAGAACGGCCUUCUCCAUACCGCUCUCGACAGUCGAGAUGACUUUUAUCGCCUGUACGAGACACUUACGGACAAGGCCUUGCGCCAUUAUACCGUGGCCAACCACACUCAUGCAGUGAAGACUAGCAUGGCUGACCUCGCUGUGCUCAAGUAUCACCUGGGCGAGUAUGGCCCGGCCGCUUCAUACUUUUACAUGACUACACCAUUUUUUGGAGAAAACAGCUGGAGCCUGUUGGAACUGUCUAUGCUUGUCAUGUACUCUCGAUGUCUCAAGGAGCUUCAGCGCAAGGAUGAGUUUGUUCGUGUGGGAUUGAAGCUCCUGACGAAAGCGGCAGCCGCAGAAAACGAGAGACUUGAAAAGAAGAAGCCCUCAGUUGGAGCCCAUUCAGAGGUCCAGUACCCCGAGAAAAGCGCCAUUGUUGGUUUCCUCGAUGAAGUGUUGAGUGUAGCCAAGACCCUGUCCAACGAAGUCAGGGUUCCCCUAGGGCAUCUUUUUACCCAAGUUGAAGUGGUCGGACAUCCCGACUACCACACUGGAAAAGACUGUUUCUCUCUCACCAUCAAGUUGAGGAGUUUGCUUAUAGAUGACCUGAGUUUGGAGAAGGCUGCCAUUCGUUUGUCCAGGACGUCAUCGGGAGGAACAAAGGAGGUUUGGCUACAUACUUCUGAGGCGAACACUCUUAAGCCAGGGAUCAACAAGUUGCGGCUUACCAGCACUACAAACGUUGCCGGACAUUACAGAAUUGACCGGGCAGAUUUAAUUUGCAACAAAGUAGACCUGCACUGGGAGCGAGACGUCAACCAAACACCCAGCAGGACGGCACAUAUCUUCCGUCUGCCCGACUUGGAGCUCUAUCGCCCAGCCGGCGGUCUGAGCUGUCGCCUGACGGCAGCAAGAGACAUACAGUUGGACAAAAAUAACUCACUUGACCUGGAGCUCCUAACGGGGUGGAACUCUAUCAAAUCCUGUGAACUUUCGGUAAAACCGUCCACCGGCGGUCUUCGAAUCAUCUCGACCGAAGCAACGUUCCUUGGGCCUACAUUUGAAUACGAAAAGCCUAUGGAAGCCGGACUCUUUCGCUUUGAAACUGUCUCCGCGUCGUCCGCCAUCAAAAUGCGUUUCCCGUACACCAUCGAGCAAGAUGUUUCAAGUAUUUCGGCAAGAGUCGAACUGACUUAUACCACAAAUGCGGGCACCUACUCAUACUCUAACGUAUUUUCAGUCCCUGUGGCGCUCGCCUUGGGUGUCAACGUUCAGGACGUCUUCAAACACAAUGCCUUGUUCUCCCGCUUCAGCGUUUCGACAGCCUCGCUGAGCCCGCUGAGAGUGUUUGAGACGCAACUCAUUGACUCAGAUGUUUUUGCUGCGCACUCUGCAGCCCCACCAAACAAAUCCGUCAUGGUGUUCCCAAAGCAGCCUGCCAGUUUGCUUUAUAAAAUUACGCGCAAAGCUUCAGGCAAUACCACACCCAAGACUCAGCGGAUCCUGUAUCUCAAGCUCCAUUAUAGCGUUGUAUUGGAUGAGAUUAUUGCCCUCAUCGAAAACUCCCUGUCAAAGUUUAUUCAGAAAUCCCCGCUGUCCUCAUUCUCCGGCCUGUUAAUCAACCGAGUUCUUGCAGAGGUGCGGUCUUGCUUUUCGGCUUACGACUUGGAACGAGCUGCCCUUCUCGGCGAGGUCUCGACGGCCUUCGUAUCGCCUUUGCUGACAGAUAAGAUCUUCAGAGGCUUAGGGAUAGUCCCUGGCGAUGAUAGAGAUGCUUCUACAGCGCUACAAGCAUUCCUCCUGGCCUGGCAGUCAACACAUCCAAAGUUGGCCAUCAAGGAAAUCCAGUCGACCAGUCGAUCGAUCCUCAUUCCUGUUGAUGUUCCCUCCAUCCCCGUUUUCCACUCGAUUGACAUUCAGCUUCCACUGCCCGACGAGCAGAUUGCAGGUUCAACAUUGGCUGUCAACCAGCUCCUAUCUGCCAAUUUACGUUUACGGUGGACCCGCAUAUGGGACACGGCUAUCAGUGAUGGCAAAGGCAUCAAUAGGGACUACGAGUUCAGCUUCGAUGUGACCGGCCCAGGCGACAUGUGGCUCAUCGGGGGCCGUAAGCGCGGCAACUUCAAGAGCCUGGGAGUAAACAAGUCAGAUGCCAAGUUUGGAGAAUCCGAGUUGCACGUUCCCGUUCUCAUCGUUCCGCUGCGCGAAGGGCGACUGCCCUACCCCAACGUUGAAAUUCGCGAGGUUAAGAAGGAGGAGAGCGACGAAACAGCCGGACAUCAUGAGAUCGAUUACCAAAACAUUGGAGAAACAGUGCGUGUCGUUGCAGACUUGCAACGGGUCACGUUAAGUCUGGAUGCUAGUGGUCCCAGUGGUGGUCCACUGAUCCUCGAGAGCGAACGACGCGAGUUCCAGCAUCGUAUUUUGUUGUGA